AAAUUUAGUUGCCUAUUCAUAAUUUCAAAAAAGUGGAUAAGCCAGUAAGAAUUCGUCGUCUAUUCAUAAUUUUUAACAGAAAUAACAGUACGCAUGCGCAUGUCUACUCCCAACGAGAUUUCAUAAUGGCAACGAUAAUAGAAACACGUAAGUCAAGAAAUUUGAUUUAGGUACUUAUUUUACGUAGUAUGUCGCUGAAUUACCCCUUAUUUCUUUAUUGUGUAGGGAGAGUGAUAGUGGAGAAACUGUUCAACAAAGGUUACAGCUACAAAGAAAUAAUAUCUGUGUUAUAUGGAGUUCACAACAUAAAAAUUAGCUUGCGCCAACUAAAAAGAGAUCUUGCAAUUCUCGUAUUAUUUAGGCGGAAAAACACUUGUCCACAUCAGUUGUUAUAUAAUGUUAUCAAGGUUGAAAUCGGUGGAAGUGGGUCAGCUUUGGGUUACAGAAGUCUCCAUCAGAAGUUGAAAGCAGUGUAUAAUAUCCAAACUAGCAGGGAGAAGAUAAGGCAAUUGCAACAUUUGAUUGAUCCGUGUGGUGUCGCUUUGAGAAGGGCUAGGCGUUUACAAAGAAGAAAGUACGUUUGCAAGGGUCCAAAUCAAGUGUGGCAUUUAGAUGGGUACGACAAGUUAAAACCGUACGGUUUUUGCAUUCAUGGCUGCAUAGACGGGUAUUCGCGAAAAUUGUUAUGGCUGGAGACCUCGUCUACGAACAAUUGCCCAAAAGCUGUCGCGUACUAUUUCUUGAAAUAUGUGAAAACGAUUGGAGGUAUUAAUUAUGAACGGUUUUCCGAUCCCAAUCUUUUUGUUGAUGAUUUUUCUGUUUGUUUUAGGAACAUCGAGGUUAAUUAGAUCAGAUCACGGAACGGAAAAUUUAAAUAUUGCAGCAAUCCAAGUAUUCUUCCGUCAAAACGAAAACAGUUUCCGAUUUGGAAAGUCAACUACUAAUCAGGUAAGAGGACUAUUGAUUAAGCUUACCUUCUACCUAUUUUGUAAUAAAAUGACUAGAUAUCGUUCUAGAGAAUCGAAGCAUUCUGGUCCCAGUUAAAGCGCCAAAACACAAUCUGGUGGAUAAAUUAUUUCAAGGACAUGGAGAUAGAUGGGACCUUGGACAACAGCGACAUGAUUCACAAGUAGUUCCGAUUAUAAAAUCGAUAUCAACCAAGCAUAUCUUACACUAGCGAAGCCAUAUACGACUGAAAAGAAUCCUCUUGGGUGUAAUACAGAAUUCGAGAAAGUUGCACUUCAAUUGAUGAUUAACAAAAGCCUAACAUUUCCGAAUAACGCCGAUGAAGCUAAAAAACUUUUUGUAAAACUUAUAGAAGCCAUUGAUAAUAUAUAGCACACAAAAAAUAUAUUUCUAUAGAA
Hydractinia symbiolongicarpus is the source of this 1364-nucleotide messenger RNA. RefSeq lists its product as uncharacterized. The transcript has 8 exons. Bases 189 to 848 code for a protein of 219 amino acids. The record is from RefSeq and is a predicted model, not a curated record. Lineage: Eukaryota; Metazoa; Cnidaria; Hydrozoa; Anthoathecata; Hydractiniidae.